Messenger RNA from Cricetulus griseus (Chinese hamster), 918 nucleotides. Lineage: Eukaryota; Metazoa; Chordata; Mammalia; Rodentia; Cricetidae. The record is from RefSeq and is a predicted model, not a curated record.
AUGGAGCUCCACUCCCUGACUAAGAGGAACAGGCCAGAGGACCUGUGCAACGGUAUGGACUGGAGUUCCGGAGAGACUCUUGGUGACCAGGCAGAGGAGAAAACCAUCACAGCUGCCCUUUGCUCUCAGAAAAACUCUGCAUCCUCACCAGGAGCAGCCGUGGUGGAAGUGUCAAGAUUUAGCCCUUCUCUAGCAUCCCCUACCUCCUUGGUCCAAGGCAGUGCUAUUCAGCCAAGCUUUCUCCCACCAGGACCUCCUGACUCAGGAAACAACCAAGUGAUGGCAGAUCGUAAAGUCUGCAACUGUUGCAGCCACGAACUAGAAACUUCUUUCACUUACGUGGAUGAGAACGUCAACCUAGAACAGAGAAGUCAGAGGUCCCCAUCAUUAAAAGGCGGUAAUCGCCCUGGAGAUCUUGGCUGGGGGAACGCUAAUGAAUGGUCCCAUGAUGCUGCCAUGUCGUUGAUGUCUGAAGAUGAAGAUGACACAGGUUCAGAAGCCACAUCUUCGGGGAAGUCCAUAGACUAUGGUUUCAUCAGCGCCAUCUUGUUCUUGGUCACCGGUAUCUUGCUGGUGAUCAUUUCUUAUAUUGUCCCGCGGGAGGUGACAGUGGAUCCCAAUACCGUGGCAGCCCGGGAGAUGGAGCGCCUAGAAAAGGAGAGUGCAAGGCUAGGUGCACACCUGGACCGCUGUGUGAUCGCUGGGCUCUGUCUCCUCACACUCGGGGGAGUGGUUCUCUCAUGCUUGUUGAUGAUGUCUAUGUGGAAGGGCGAACUCUAUCGUCGAAAUAGGUUUGCCUCUUCCAAAGAGUCCGCCAAACUCUAUGGUUCUUUCAACUUCAGGAUGAAAACCAGCACUAACGAAAACACCCUGGAACUGUCCUUGGUGGAGGAAGAUGCCCUUGCUGUACAGAGUUAA